AUGACUCCGGGUGAUCUAGCGUUGGUGAAAAGUUUGCUGGAAUGUGGAGCCGAUCCUUGCCUAGGAGGACGACAUCAGCUGCCUCCUCUCCAUCUUGCCGCUAUGAUCGGAAGUUCAUCGAUAGCGCAGGCGCUGGUGACCGAUGGUGCUUCUCUGGAGGCGAACGACUUCGUCCUUUUUACUGCUCUUCACUGUGCCACGUAUUUUGCCAACGAGCAG
Ostertagia ostertagi is the source of this 219-nucleotide messenger RNA. The record is from the annotation of a GenBank genome assembly. NCBI's taxonomy places the organism in Eukaryota, Metazoa, Nematoda, Chromadorea, Rhabditida, Trichostrongylidae.